Messenger RNA from Vanessa atalanta (red admiral), 825 nucleotides. RefSeq names its product E3 ubiquitin-protein ligase RNF185-like. Gene Ontology annotation, molecular function: ubiquitin protein ligase activity; ubiquitin-like protein conjugating enzyme binding; metal ion binding. The transcript has 4 exons. Gene Ontology annotation, cellular component: endoplasmic reticulum. Bases 228 to 782 code for a protein of 184 amino acids. Gene Ontology annotation, biological process: ubiquitin-dependent protein catabolic process. The record is from RefSeq and is a predicted model, not a curated record. NCBI's taxonomy places the organism in Eukaryota, Metazoa, Arthropoda, Insecta, Lepidoptera, Nymphalidae.
GGAGUAUUGUAAUUUGUUUUUCUUAUUUCUAUUUGGAAUAACUUGUCUGUGUUAAAUUUAUUCAGUAAAAAGUGUUUUUCUUAUGGCUUAUAAUCGGAGUGAACAUUGGAUAGGACGUGUUUUUUUGUACAAGUUAUAAACUUAAGUUGUCGUGAAUACGAUAAGUGUAGAAAAUAUAUGUUAUUGUGACGUAAUAUUAAAAAAAAGGAUUUAUUGGGCAACUUACAAUGGCAGAAACUAGUGAGCCUAAGGCAAGUGCAUCAGCGCCUGGAGGUGAUGCUGGUGGUGAAGAGGAAAAACGCGACGAGCGUAUGCUGGAAUGCAACAUCUGCCUAGACACGGCCCGAGAUGCCGUGGUUAGCAUGUGCGGACAUCUUUUCUGCUGGCCAUGUCUGCACCAGUGGUUAGAAACCCGACCCAGUCGGCAAGUGUGUCCAGUUUGCAAAGCAGCUAUAAGCAGAGAGAAGGUCAUUCCACUUUAUGGCAGAGGAAAUACAAAACAAGAAGACCCUAGAAAUAAGGUUCCUCCUCGGCCGGCGGGGCAGCGCACGGAGCCUGAGAGCAAUAGCGGCUUCCCCGGCUUCGGUUUCGGCGAGGGUUUCCACAUGUCCUUCGGGAUCGGCGCAUUCCCCUUCGGUGUCUUCACGUCGACCUUCAACUUCGGCGACCCUCGGCCUAGUGCUGCUCCGCGCGGCACAGCGCAGUACGAAGAAGAGCAGUUCCUGUCGAAGAUCUUCCUGUGGGUCGCGAUCCUGUUCGUGCUGUGGCUCAUCUUCGCAUGACCACGCCCGCGGCACCGCCCCCCGCGCCGCUCGCCCCGCGCCC